Molecule: messenger RNA, 1244 nt
Organism: Phyllostomus discolor (pale spear-nosed bat)
Lineage: Eukaryota; Metazoa; Chordata; Mammalia; Chiroptera; Phyllostomidae
Gene: RAB32
Product: RAB32, member RAS oncogene family
Exons: 3
Coding region: 169-846 (225 amino acids)
Biological process (GO): endosome to lysosome transport; phagosome-lysosome fusion
Cellular component (GO): Golgi apparatus; lysosome; trans-Golgi network
Molecular function (GO): GTPase activity; GTP binding
Source: RefSeq, a predicted model, not a curated record
CCCCUGAAAGGCUGCGAGCGACGGCUGGUUCCGGGUCCUGUGACCGAUCAGGCGGUGGCGCGGGCGCGGGCACGGCCUCGGGGAAGUUUCGACGGCCAGCGGGGGUCCGGCGCGGGGCUGAGCCCGCCGGAGAGCAGCCGGCCGGCAGGAGUGGGGCUGGAGGCGCUCAUGGCGGGCGGCGGGGCCGGGGACCUGGGACUGGGGGUGGCCGCCACCGGGGCGCCGGAGACCCGCGAGCACCUCUUCAAGGUGCUGGUCAUCGGCGAACUCGGAGUGGGCAAGACCAGCAUCAUCAAGCGCUACGUUCACCAGCUCUUCUCCCAGCACUACCGGGCCACCAUCGGGGUGGACUUCGCACUCAAAGUCCUUAACUGGGACAGCAGGACGCUGGUGCGCCUGCAACUGUGGGACAUCGCGGGGCAGGAGCGAUUUGGCAACAUGACCCGAGUCUACUAUAAAGAAGCUGUUGGUGCUUUUGUAGUCUUUGAUAUAUCAAGAGGUUCCACGUUUGAGGCCGUCUUGAAAUGGAAAAAUGAUCUGGAUAGUAAAGUCCAUCUUCCAAGUGGCGACCCUAUUCCUGCUGUUCUCUUAGCUAAUAAAUGUGACCAGAAGAAGGACAGUGGGCAGAACUCUUCCCAGAUGGACCAGUUCUGCAAAGAACACGGCUUCAGCGGAUGGUUUGAAACCUCCGCCAAGGAUAACAUAAACAUAGACGAAGCAGCCCGGUUUCUGGUGGAGAACAUUCUCAUGAACCAGCAAAGCUUUCCUAACGAAGAAAACGAUGCGGACAAAAUUAAACUGGACCAGGAGGCCUCGCCCGUGGACAGCAAAUCCCAGUGCUGCUGACGCGGCUCCGGCUCCUCUCCUGGCUCCCGCUGGCGAGAGGCAGCCCAGCCCGACUUGAUUUCUCCACUUGGAGCAAAUUCCUGAGAACGGAGUAAGGUGGUGGCUGUGCUGCUCUGGGAAUCUUCCCAGGGCUGUGCGUCCACAGGACAGUGAGGGCACCCGGGGGCCUAAGCAGAAACGGGGUGUCGGGGUUAAGGUCCGAGAGUGGCUCUGCACCUUGGAGCCAACACUUAGGCUUCUGUUGUUGUUGUUGUUGCUGCCAUCGAACUCAGGAUAAUGUUUACAUCCUUCUGAACGCCUUCUCAAAGGACAGUGCUCAGGAUUUGGUAAGGGUUCCAGAUUGUGGAUCUUAUUGUAAGCACUGGGGUGGUAAUAAAACUUUCCCUGCCGUUUACAGU